Metarhizium brunneum ARSEF 3297 is the source of this 2025-nucleotide messenger RNA. It is a transcript of the gene vps52, whose product is annotated as Vacuolar protein sorting-associated protein. The record is from RefSeq and is a predicted model, not a curated record. Lineage: Eukaryota; Fungi; Ascomycota; Sordariomycetes; Hypocreales; Clavicipitaceae. Gene Ontology annotation, biological process: Golgi to vacuole transport; retrograde transport, endosome to Golgi; endocytic recycling. Gene Ontology annotation, molecular function: syntaxin binding. Gene Ontology annotation, cellular component: GARP complex.
AUGUGGCUUGAUAGACUGGCUGGCGGUCCAUCAGGCGCGUCAGGUCAGUCAACGCCCCAAGCUGGCAACAGGUCAUACUCGCCUCUCCCACGCAGAACGUCGAGCAACCUUAGCCCGUAUUUGACGUCUCAGCGGGCUGGUCAUUCUCCGCGCAGCUCUUCAUUGUCCCUAGCGUCCAAUGAUUCGUCUACAUCGCUGCUCCCUGCGUCGCGACGACUGAAUGGUUCUUCAUUGCGACAUUCAUCAACCAUCCCGAACCUACCAGACCCGGUAGAGACCCUCGAGAGGCUUCUUCAGCAGCCUGGUCAUGUUGAAAACGAUGCAGAGACGCAGAAGGCGAGGACAAGCUCCAUUGUAGAAGCAGAUCUCGACCUCGAUUUUGAUUUUGGCGGACUUGGAUUGAAGGAGCUCGCGUCGUCACACCCUCCUGAGCAUGCUAUGACAGCAUCGCGGCAGCCGCAAACUGUUGAAGAGUACCAUCAACAGUGUGCCAAGUUUGAAGAUCUCCAUAGGUCCAUCACAGCUUGUGACGACGUUCUCAACUCCGUUGAAAUCAACCUGGCUGAUUUCCGGAAUGAUCUGGCCGCCGUAUCCGCCGAUAUUGAGUCUUUACAAGAGCGAUCGGCUGCAUUGAAUCGGCGGUUGGAGAACCGCAAGGAGGUUGAGAAGGCGCUAGGUCCGCUAGUAGAAGAGCUCAGCCUGUCACCCGAGGUAAUAUCAAAAAUAUCAACCGGUCACAUCGACGAAUCUUGGGCCAAGAUGCUCUCAGAGUUGGACCGGAGAACAGCGGCGCAUAAGAUGAAGACAUCCUCUGCAUUGCAACACAGCAAGGCGUCUGAGGAACUAGGCCCCCUGUUAGAAAAGCUCACAUCAAAGGCAAUUGAGCGCAUCAGGGACUUUCUUGUGGCGCAAAUAAAGGCACUUCGAUCACCACACAUCAACGCACAAAUUAUCCAGCAACAAAACUUUAUCCGCUUCAGGGACCUAUUUACGUUUCUUCAUAAGCAUCAUGCAACCCUCGCCGACGAAAUUUCACUCGCCUACAUGAACACAAUGCGAUGGUAUUACCACAAUCAAUUCAGUAGAUACGAGCGAGCCCUAGCGAAGAUCAAGAUUCAUAUUCUUGACAAGACAGACACUCUGGGCCAUGAAGAUACUACGAGAAUGACGGCCGUUCUUUCGAGUGCUCGAGCAACGGGGCCUCCGCACGAUGUCUUCAAUCUUGGACGGCGCAUAGACCUUCUUACAACAACCAAUCAGGCGGCGAUGUCCUCGUAUCUGGCCGAAGAGGACCAGGCCACGCAUUAUCUGGAAGUACAGUUUCGAAACUAUAAUUUAGCGUUAAUCGACAACGCCACAGCAGAGUACACGUUUCUAGCCACGUUUUUUUCACCAGCGUUGUCUUAUUCCCAAAUUUCGAAAACUUUCAAUUACAUAUUCGAAUCUACCUUUGAGCUUGGCCAGACCUUGUCAAAGACCCUGGUGGCUGAGACGUUUGACGCCUUAGGUAUUUUGCUUUGUAUUCGUCUAAACCAACGCUUUGCGUUUGAGCUUCAGCGACGCAAAGUACCUGUUGUGGACGGAUACAUCAACGGCACGAACAUGCUUCUUUGGCCACGAUUGCAGGUCAUCAUGGAUCGACAUUGCGAAUCUGUUCGUCAAUUAACAAACAGUUUACCCAGCAAACCGACCCGAUCAGCGGCGGAUGUGGCGAAAAUGACAACAGCGCCUCAUGUUGUCACUCAGCGUUUUGGUCAACUCUUGCACGGAUUCCUAGAACUUAGUGCUGAUGCUGGAGAUGACGAGCCAGUCGUUGCUAGCUUGCGGCGAUUACGCUCCGAAAUCGAGGCCUUUUUGGCUAAGCAGAGCCUAUCAUAUGGCGCUGAUAGGCGUAAGAGCGAUCGGUUUCUUUAUAACAACUAUUCCCUUAUAAUGACUAUUAUUGGGGAUACAUCGGGGAAGUUGGCCACGGAACAGCAGGGGCAUUUUGCGAAGCUCAAACUGGCCUUUGAAGUUGACGCAUAG